This is a messenger RNA of Neurospora tetrasperma FGSC 2508, 1017 nucleotides long. RefSeq lists its product as uncharacterized. NCBI's taxonomy places the organism in Eukaryota, Fungi, Ascomycota, Sordariomycetes, Sordariales, Sordariaceae. The coding region runs from base 150 to 623 and encodes 157 amino acids. Gene Ontology annotation, biological process: translational initiation. The record is from RefSeq and is a predicted model, not a curated record. The transcript is spliced from 5 exons. Gene Ontology annotation, molecular function: RNA binding; translation initiation factor activity. Gene Ontology annotation, cellular component: cytoplasm.
CAGCAGUCCUUGACCCCCAACCAAGUCCGUCAUCCACUCCACGCAGCCGUUGCUGGAUUUUUGUCUUUCUUCUCGCAUCAACACCCAAUUCACACACCGCACCCACACCGGCCAGCCGACACCCGUAGUCGUCGACAACAACAGCCAACAUGCCUAAGAACAAGGGAAAGGGUGGUAAGAACAGGAGAAGAGGAAAGAACGAGAACGACAAUGAGAAGCGCGAGUUGACCUUCAAGGAGGAGGGUCAAGAGUACGCUCAGGUCAUCAAGAUGCUGGGUAACGGCAGACUCGAGGCUAUGUGCUUCGACGGUGUCAAGCGUCUCGGUCUCAUUCGCGGCAAGCUUCGCAAGAAGAUCUGGAUCAACAACGGUGACAUCAUCCUUGUCUCCCUCCGUGAGUACCAGGACGAGAAGGGUGAUGUUAUCCUCAAGUACUCUGCCGACGAGGCCCGUUCUCUGAAGGCCUACGGCGAGCUUCCCGACACCGCCAAGAUCAACGAGACCGACACCUUCGGCCCCAACGAGGACGGCGACUGCGGCUUCGAGUUCGACGAGGACCGUGACUCCGAGGACGAGGAGGGCGCCGAGGCCGGUGGCAAGGCCGUUGAUAUCGACGACAUCUAAACGUGUCGUCGCCUUCUCAACACCCUAUCGUCGCCUCAUUCUUCUCGGCACCUAAGAGGAAAAGAGGCAACAAACGCCAAAUUGUUACCGAAACAUGCGAAAUAACGCCACCCUUUCCCAACUUCCCCCUUCUUCCUAUCCACUCCCUUUUACCUCCUUCUCUCCAAGUCGGUAUCCCCAAAGGGUCUGGCCAGGAAGUAAAGGGGUCGUCCAGGAAAGUCCAAAAAAGCUGUCUUCUCUCUCAAACCAUUCUGGUGGUCUCUGUUUUCGGUGUGUGUCGGCCGUACGCAGCCAGCCCACAUUUUUUUUCAACCCAUCAACCAUACCGUUAACAGCAGCCAGUUUGGUUCCCCGACAGUUUGGUGUGCCUGUUAUUUCUUUGUUUUUUUCGGUA